Messenger RNA from Pungitius pungitius (ninespine stickleback), 2144 nucleotides. RefSeq names its product hes-related family bHLH transcription factor with YRPW motif 1 (gene hey1). Bases 113 to 1105 code for a protein of 330 amino acids. Gene Ontology annotation, biological process: regulation of transcription by RNA polymerase II; Notch signaling pathway; circulatory system development. The record is from RefSeq and is a predicted model, not a curated record. Gene Ontology annotation, cellular component: nucleus. Lineage: Eukaryota; Metazoa; Chordata; Actinopteri; Perciformes; Gasterosteidae. The transcript has 5 exons. Gene Ontology annotation, molecular function: protein dimerization activity; DNA-binding transcription factor activity, RNA polymerase II-specific; RNA polymerase II cis-regulatory region sequence-specific DNA binding.
CGUUGAAAUGACACCGUGGGAAAGCUGAGGGCUUCAAACGGGCGAGACUUGGGCAGACGCACGUCUGGAAGACACGACAGGAACACCGAAGGACUAUUGUGGACAAAUCAAAAUGAAGAGGAAUCACGAUUUCAGCUCCUCGGACAGCGAGAUGGAUGAGACUAUUGAGGUGGAGAAGGAGAGCGCAGACGAGAAUGGCAUGAGCUCUCCCCUCGGGUCCAUGUCUCCAACUACAACAACAACUCAAGUGCAGGCGAGGAAAAGGCGUCGAGGAAUAAUUGAGAAACGGCGCCGUGACCGCAUCAACAACAGCCUGAGCGAGCUGCGCAGGCUGGUCCCCAGCGCCUUCGAGAAGCAGGGCUCCGCCAAACUGGAGAAAGCAGAGAUUUUGCAGAUGACUGUCGACCAUCUAAAGAUGCUUCACGCUGCUGGAGGCAAAGGUUAUUUCGACGCCCAUGCCCUGGCUAUGGACUAUCGUGGUUUGGGUUUCAGGGAGUGCCUGGCCGAGACGGCCCGUUACCUGAGCAUAAUCGAAGGAUUGGACAGCGCGGACCCCCUGCGCAUCCGUCUGGUCUCCCACCUGAACAACUAUGCCAGUCAAAGAGAGGCUCACUCGGGCCUCAGCCACCUGGCCUGGGGCUCUGCGUUCGGAUCCCCUCCCGCCCACCUGACGCACCCCCUCCUCCUACAGCACCAGCAGGGGGCCCCGUUGGCAGCUCUGACCCGCAGCAGCACCAGCAGCCCCCAGACCCCUCUGUCGUCUACAUCCACCUCGUCCUCCUCCUCCUCCUCAUCGUCUUCUUCAUCCUCGUCGGUUGCAGAGACUCACGCCCCGAGCCGGCGCAGUGGCAGCGCCACCCCCCACUCGGAUCAAGGCCCGAUCCGGGUUCCCGCCACCACCGCGGCCCCCGUCAGCGUACCGCACCCGGCCCUGGUGUCCUCAUCAGUGUCCAAGCUGUCCCCUCCUCUCCUCUCCUCCCUCUCUGCGUUCCCUUUCCCCUUCAGCGCCUUCCCCAUCAUCUCCCCCGCCAUCGGCGCCCCGGUCCCCACAUCCAGUGUGGGUAAACCCUACAGACCCUGGGGGAUGGAGAUAGGAGCGUUCUGACUGAGAUGAAAACCUCAUGUCAAUUUCCUCAAAGACUCGAGCUGAGCUGGACUUUCAAGGACGAUACUUUUUAUAUUCCCAGCUUAGAAAGUACUAUUUUAUUCCAUGGCGUUGACAUCACACAGAGAUUUUUACCUUUUUAUUGCCAAUGUAUUGUCCUAUUUUUUACGAAAGAGAAAAACCGUGAGGAAGGGGGACAAUGUCUAAAAAGCAACAAGAGCGAUUUAAUGCUACUGAUCUCUGCCUUCCCCCCCCCCACCCCAUGCCCCUCUCCUCAUUCAGGAGUGUCACCCACUGCUGUCAGCAUAGCUGGAAUGUUUUUUUCCAGAUGGUCUCCCAUCAAGUUCCUUGCUGAAACUGUCCCCCCCUUUGUUUUCCCUAUGCGCUGAAGGACCCAGUGUCGGUGCCCUGGUUACAGAGGGAAGGGAGGAGGGGGUGUCGAGGGGGGCGGGAGGUGGGGGGGGCUGAAGUGGUGAAAUGUCACCCCCUUUUUUCAGCCUUUUAUGGGGUGGAAUAAGCAAAACCAGGUGUUUGCUUGACAAAAUACUGGGGACGUAAUUUAGCUACCGGCCUGGUUGGAAUAAACGUGAUUUACCUACGACCUCUGAGGUUCGCAUGGCGCUCCAUUGUUUAGGCUCGCUUCUUUAAUUUAUGUUUCCUGUCCACAGUACAGUUGACAGCGGAAGCUUCACAUAUGUUGUACCAGCUGUUCUAGGUUUCUUUUGGAUUUCUUAUGUAACUGAUGCUUGGUUGAUAUUAUCACAGUUAUUUUCUUGUAAAAGUAGCAGCAUUAUUGAUCUGUAAUCAUCAAGAGGGAGCUCUAUUGUAUGUGCCACAGUAGAACAAGGCAUAACAAUCCAGUUUCCUGCGGUUCGCCUGAUAAUCUUGUGUCUCGUGGUAAUUCUCACUGUUUGAGUUUGUAUAUUUUAUGGUUGGACAAAGAACAAGCAAGGACUGACCAAUCAGAUUGCUCCGCUUUUCAGAGUUGUCACUGGCAUUGAUGCCAUCUUCCCUGCAAUAAAAGAGUUCUGUAAAAUCA